GUUCAAGCUCAUCCUUAUGGAUAGCAUCGCUCAGUAAUCUUUUGUGAUUACAGCUUUCGGUUAUUUUCAUAUCUGUGCAUGUAAAUGCGAGCCUACUAGUACCCGCGAAUACUAGUAAGUUAUGGCUAUUUCUGCGCUUUCAAGUUCCGGGUAUUUCAGACUUGGGCUGUGUCGCGGUUUACCCCCGUCAUCAUCUGUUCAUAAGCGUACGCGCACUCCUCGCUGCCAGUCAUAUCUAACAUCAUAUCUAACACCACUUGUCCGUUUCCAACAAUCCCCGCAAACGUCUCGGUCCAUACAUAUGUCCGCCUCGGUGAAGUCAGGGGAAAGCCAACGUAUCUUAUCAGAACCUCGGCCGUCUGCGAGUCUCGUCGUCAUCAAUGAACGGAACGAGAUUUUGCUUGUACACCGGAAUCCAAAGGCGCGCGCGUUCGGCGGUAUACAUGUCUUUCCAGGUGGAAACUACGAUGCAAAACAGGACAGUUCGUUGGCGAUGACUGCCAUACGAGAGACUUUCGAGGAAUCAGGCGUUCUCUUUGCCUCCUCGAGCAAUCCAAUCAGACUGAGCAGCACUGUGAUCAACGAGGCACGGAAAGCUGUUCACGAACAGAAGCUCGAUUUCCAGUCAUUCUUAUCCAAACAUCAUUUCAAAGUUGACAUCGGUGCUUUACUGCCUUUCACCAUCUGGGUUACACCGCCAAUAGUACCUAGACGCUUUCGCACACAAUUUUUUGUUGCUUUCCUUCCAGGGUCUUCUUCGACAGGGUUCUCAGGAGGAGAUAAGGAAGACCAACUCCCCACCCCAGAUGGGGCCCAAGAAGUCAUAGCUGCUCGGUUUGUCAAUGUAAACACUGCGAUGGAGGAGUUCAGGGCUGGGAAGAUAUCGUUUCUACCACCUCAGUACUAUAUUGUAGAAACGCUACGAUCACUGUUGACUGGGCACAUCAAUACGCAGGACCAAAGGGAGACCGUCACGAGAUUGUCGCGUGGUGGCUUUGGUCAGAUGGUCAUCAACCCGAGAGUCAGUCGUGUUCGCGACGAAGAGGGUCGUGAAAUCUUUGCCUAUGAGGGCGAUGAGACUCGGGGUGGACCCAAAGGACGCCUGCACCGAUCGUUAGUAAGACGCAAGGGAGAUAUUUUCCAUGAGAUUCAUCUGAAGCGGAAUUUCGACAUUUUUACUGACAUCCAGGCUGUGACUGUGAUGGAACCAGGACCAAAGUUAUAAUUUACAUACCAUAUUUAUGUGGACUGUAGCGAUCUUUUACUCUCGGUUCAUUAGGAACUAACAAUACAUUCAUCUAUUCGUAUCAACC
Messenger RNA from Serpula lacrymans var. lacrymans S7.9, 1313 nucleotides. RefSeq lists its product as uncharacterized. The coding region runs from base 302 to 1225 and encodes 307 amino acids. The record is from RefSeq and is a predicted model, not a curated record. Gene Ontology annotation, molecular function: hydrolase activity, acting on acid anhydrides, in phosphorus-containing anhydrides. Gene Ontology annotation, cellular component: mitochondrion. Lineage: Eukaryota; Fungi; Basidiomycota; Agaricomycetes; Boletales; Serpulaceae. The transcript has 4 exons.